Messenger RNA from Manihot esculenta (cassava), 1241 nucleotides. RefSeq names its product lignin-forming anionic peroxidase. Gene Ontology annotation, molecular function: peroxidase activity; heme binding. The record is from RefSeq and is a predicted model, not a curated record. The transcript is spliced from 4 exons. The coding region runs from base 28 to 1008 and encodes 326 amino acids. Gene Ontology annotation, biological process: hydrogen peroxide catabolic process; response to oxidative stress. Lineage: Eukaryota; Viridiplantae; Streptophyta; Magnoliopsida; Malpighiales; Euphorbiaceae.
CAAUAUCUAGCAGCUUAAUUAGAAGAAAUGGCUUCUCCUUCAUCUGUUCUCUUCAUUGGUUUCAUGACAUUCUUGAUAAUGACUCUGUGUAGCUUGCCAUCUCAAGCUCAGCUUUCUGAUGAAACCUUCUAUGCCUUGUCAUGUCCUGCUGCCCUAGCAACUAUUAGCACAACUGUUACUCUAGCCGUCUUGAAUGACACCAGAAUGGCUGCUUCGCUCAUUCGUCUUCAUUUCCAUGAUUGCUUUGUCCAGGGUUGUGAUGCCUCAGUUUUGCUGGAUGACACACCAUCAAUGAUUGGCGAGAAAACUUCAAUCUUCAAUGACAAAUCUCUCAGAGGAUUUGAAGUCAUCGAUAAUAUCAAAUCUCAGCUGCAGAGCCUAUGUCCAGGAGUUGUUUCAUGUGCUGAUAUUGUUGCAGUGGCAGCUCGUUAUGCGUCUGUUGCCGUUGGUGGACCGACAUGGUCUGUGAAUCUUGGAAGAAGAGACUCCCUCACCGCAAGCAAAACCCUGGCUGAUAGCAGCCUUCCUCGCUUUACAGAUUCUGUCCAGCAACUCACUGACUUGUUCGCUAGCAAGAAUCUUACCCAAAGACAUAUGGUUGCCCUCUCAGGGUCGCAUACAGUUGGGCAAGCACAUUGCGCCACCUUCCGUGAUAGGGUUAACAGCAACACGAGUGAUAUUGAUUCUGAGUUUGGUAGGAGUCUAAGGGAAGAUCUUCCAUGCCCAGCUGAUGGCUCAGGGGAUGGAAAUCUUGCACCAAUGGAUUUAGUGACUCCCAAUACUUUUGAUAACAGCUUCUUCAGGAAUCUUGUUAAUAAGAAGGGCCUUCUUCAGUCAGAUCAGGUUCUUUUCAGCGGUGGUGCUACAGACAGCAUUGUUAUGGAGUACGUGAACAACGCUGUAACCUUCAGAUCUGAUUUUGCAGCGGCCAUGGUUCAGAUGGGAAAAAUAAGCCCCUUAACUGGUACUCAAGGCCAGAUACGCACUUUCUGCAAUGUCGUCAACUGAUCUACCAUUCAAGUUUAUGUCUCAAAUUCAAUUGUGCCGUGCAGUGAUACAUACACUAUGUCAGCAAUUAACUAAAUAAUCGAUUCCUACUGGGAAUUUUGUGUUUUUUAAAGUCGUAGGUCAAGACUCAAGAGUAAGGCAAAAGCAAGUGUAUAUUGUGUUGGAGGUUUUCCAUUGUAUUAUUAUUAUUUAAAAUAAAUAAAUAAAAUAGUUGUUUUUGUUUUUUUUUUUUU